Glycine soja is the source of this 1005-nucleotide messenger RNA. Its product is annotated as thylakoid lumenal 17.4 kDa protein, chloroplastic-like. NCBI's taxonomy places the organism in Eukaryota, Viridiplantae, Streptophyta, Magnoliopsida, Fabales, Fabaceae. The transcript is spliced from 4 exons. The record is from RefSeq and is a predicted model, not a curated record. Bases 38 to 760 code for a protein of 240 amino acids.
GCGAUGGCGGAGUGGUCUGGAAGAGAAGAGAGAAAGAAUGGGCAAAGUUUCAAUUCCAGUCCCGCAAAACGGUUUCUCCAUACGCAAUUUCUCAACGUCCAAACGCUCAUGUUUCACCCCUUCACCUUCAACGCUCAGAAUUUCUUGCUCUGGAGUAGCUGAGUUAGAUGGAUCUCAUGAGAAUAAGGGAGGUUUGUUUAAUUUCAAUGGAAUCAAGGGCGUGGCUUGUGGUAUUCUUGCAGCUUGUGCGGUUACUUCUGCUGCAUUUCCCGUUACUGCUGCUACCCAGAGACUUCCCCCAUUGUCAACUGAGCCCAAUCGCUGUGAGCGUGCAUUUAUUGGCAACACAAUUGGUCAGGCAAAUGGUGUAUAUGAUAAACCAUUAGAUCUCCGGCAAUGUGAUUUCACAGAUGAAAAAACCAACCUGAAGGGGAAGUCCCUGUCUGCUGCACUCAUGUCAGAUGCCAAGUUUGAUGGAGCUGAUAUGACAGAAGUUGUAAUGUCAAAGGCUUAUGCUGUUGGUGCCAGCUUCAAGGGGGUGGACUUCUCAAAUGCAGUCUUGGACCGUGUGAACUUUGAGAAAGCUGAUCUUGAAGGAGCUGUAUUUAAGAACACGGUAUUGUCGGGCUCCACCUUUGAUGAUGCUAAGCUGGACAAUGCCGUUUUCGAGGACACUAUCAUUGGUUACAUUGAUCUCCAGAAACUAUGCACAAAUAAGACCAUCGGUGAUGAAUGGAGAGUUGAACUAGGAUGUCGAUGAAAAGCAAAGUAUUCAUUGCCUUCUAUUUCUUGUAUGCUGCUAUGCUAUGACACGACACAAAUAUUUUGAUGAGGGUAGCCAGUGGAUGAAUGCUACGUCCAAAACCUUAAGGUUCUUGUCAAUUUUUCAGUCUUCACCACGAAAUUGUUGUGAAUCUGAGGGAGGUAAGAGCAAUCAUAUAAGUGAAUCUGAUAUCACACCUUAAUUCAAAAUCUUAAGAUUCAAAUUUUUGGGUUUUAUUCUCA